Messenger RNA from Adineta ricciae, 2181 nucleotides. NCBI's taxonomy places the organism in Eukaryota, Metazoa, Rotifera, Eurotatoria, Adinetida, Adinetidae. The record is from the annotation of a GenBank genome assembly.
AUGAAUGUUUUAUUAAUUUUAAUCUUAUGUGUUUGGAAUAUCAAUGCCUGUGGUGACGAGAAUGAUGAUGAUGAUGAAUUUAUUGAUAUUGGCAUACAAUUAAAUGGUGAUAAUCGAGAUAUUCUCAUAGCAGAUCUCAUUGCUGAAGAAAAGGAUCUUUACAAUGCAGGACAUAUUUCUGGCAUUGGUUUACAUCAUUUUCGAAUUCAACGAAGAUGCAAUCGAAGAUCUAAACGUUCAGUCGAGGAUAUAGUUGACGAACUGAAACACGACGAACGAAUUGCUUCAGUCGUUGUCGGCGAGCCAUUAGAGAGAAAAAAACGUGACUUUGUACAUGAUGAUGAGCUGGAAGCGUUGUACAAACGAUAUCGCAGCUGGAGAAAACAGCCUUCACUCUUAGAUGAUGAAGCUGACAUGAAUGGUUCAUUGUUUAAAAUGACUUUUGAUGAUGCUUUGUACAAAAAGCAAUGGUAUUUGGUGAGUUUAUCGAUGUGGGAAAUUCAAUUUGUAUUUCGUCGUUUUAAGGAGAAUGAAGGUCAAUUGAAAACUCCAGCUAAUCACGAUAUCAAUGUCAUUCCAGCCUGGCUAGCUGGCUAUUCUGGAAAAGGUGUGAUAAUCUCCAUUAUUGAUGAUGGUCUCGAUCAUAAACAUCCAGAAUUAACUGAAAAAUACUUACCUCAGUUCAGUUAUGAUUUGAAUGAUUUGAAUGAUACUGAACACGAUCCAAGUCCAAGAACCUAUGAUUCUGCCAAUAAUCAUGGUACGCGGUGCGCCGGAGCAUCGUCUGGUAAAGCAAAUAAUGGUAUGUGUGGAGUUGGUGUUGCUUACAACUCGUAUAUUGCUGGUAUUCGAGUUCUCGAUGGUCGAAUUACGACAUUACUUGAAGCACGUGCAUUAACAUUAUUUGCUGUAAAUACAUCUAUUAAAAGUGCUUCAUGGGGGCCUACUGAUGAUGGCACGAAAAUGGAAGCACCUGGUCAACUGGUAAAUGCUGCUCUUGAUUACGGCGUGACACAUGGUCGUCAUGGUAAAGGUGUUUUAUUUGUUUGGGCUUCCGGUAACGGUGGAGCAGCGGGUGACGAUUGCGGUGCUGACGGAUAUGUAUCUCAUCACAAUGUGAUAUCCAUUGGUUCGAUCAAUCAUCUGGGUAAAACAACAUAUUUUGGAGAGUUUUGUCCAUCGACAAUGGCAGUUGCGUAUACUGGUGGACGGCAUGGAAAGUCUUCGCUCGAACCGUCUAUGCCAGUUGGAGUUGUCGCCGCAGACGUAGGUGGCAAAUGUACAACAAAAUUCUUCGGUACAUCUGGCGCAGCGCCAGUCGCUGCCGGUGGUUUAGCACUGGUAUUAGAAGCGAACCCAGACUUGACUUAUCGUGAUGUGAUGCAUAUCAUCGCCGAAACAGCUCGCAUACCAAAUCUAUCUGAAACCGAUGAUUGGAUCAUUAAUGGAGCGGGCUUUCAUGUUAGCGAUAAAUUUGGUUUCGGUGUUCUUGACAUCGGACAAAUGAUUGCUCGAGCACAAAACUGGACAAAUGUUAAUCCCAGAUAUGAAUGUUAUCAGGAAUACAAUGGUACAAAUGUUGCAUUACCUAUUGGUGCUACUGUAGAAGUAUCUCUGAAUGUCGAUAAAUGCCAAAAUGUCACAUAUCUUGAACAUGUUGUGGCGAAUGUGUCAUUCACUUUUCAUCGUCGCGGUGAUGUCAAAAUAACAUUAAUAUCACCAAGUGGUACACCUUCAGAAAUGAUUUCAUAUCGUGAUAAUGAUGCUGCAAAUAAAGGUAUCACAUUUUUUCCAUUUAUGUCAGUGCAUAAAUGGGGUGAAUCGCCCGUUGGUCGCUGGACGCUCAGAAUCGAAACUCGUACACCACAAACUCGAGAUGCACAAAAGUCAGCAAUGAAAAAUGAUGCUGGUCAAUUACUCUACUUUGGAUUACGUCUCUUUGGUUCAUAUUUAUCAGAUGAUAGUAACAAUAUGCAAAAACGUCAUGAAUCCAGCGCUUUCGUUCCCGGCCAGAAAGAAUUGGAAUGGCUGUACAAACGAGAAUUAUCGAUACGACAAUCACCAAACAUAAUGCAAAAACGAGAAUUUCAAAAUCUAGCGACCGAACGACAACGACGUAAAGAACAGCAUUCUGAAGAAUCUUCUUUACUUUCAUCAUUUUGGAAACGAUUUGGCUUUUAA